Drosophila erecta is the source of this 1081-nucleotide messenger RNA. Its product is annotated as glycine, alanine and asparagine-rich protein. The record is from RefSeq and is a predicted model, not a curated record. The transcript is spliced from 2 exons. Bases 87 to 953 code for a protein of 288 amino acids. Lineage: Eukaryota; Metazoa; Arthropoda; Insecta; Diptera; Drosophilidae.
GAUUUGUAUAAAUAAUAAAGAUCGCUCCUAGCCAGAGACAUAAGCAACUCAUACCUCAAAGCUAAAGAACCAACAAUCUGCUCAAGAUGCGCGCAUUCAUCGUCUUGUGUUUGGUGGCAGUCACCUGCGCCGAUAAGCUCGGCUACAACUACCAGCCCGUGGCCCACUCCAGCUCCGGACUGUCCUUCGCUCCUGGAAGUGGCGCUAUUAGUGGUGGAUCCAUUGGCGGAGGCUCCAUUGGCGGAGGCUCCAUUGGAGGAGGCUCCAUUGGAGGAGGCUCCAUUGGAGGAGACUUCAUUGGUGGUGGCUCAAUCGGAGGAGGUGGCAUUGGAGGCGGUUCUCUCGGUGGUUCCAUUGAUGGUGGAUCCAUCGAUUCCGGUCUUGGAGGUCUCGGUAGUCUAGGAGGUGGCGAAGCUCUGGCCGCUCCCGUCUCCUACAGCGCCCCCGCCCCCGCUGCUGAGCUCCAGAAGGAGUUCUUCACCUUCACCGCCAACGAGCAGGACUUCGAUGAGCCUCAGGCUUUGGAACGCGUUGCUGGAUCCGUGAACAAGGGUCUGCGAGUGGUCUUCAUCAAGGGACCCGAGAACCGUGGCCUGGAGAACGCUGCCCUCGCCCUCGCCAAGCAGGCUGCCCAGCAGGAGACCGCCAUCUAUGUGCUGAACAAGCAGGCUGACAUUGGAGAUCUGGCCAACAAGCUGAACGCCAUCCGCAACAACAACAACAACAAGCCCGAGGUGCACUUCGUCAAGUACCGCACUCCCGAGGACGCUGCCAACGCCCAGCGCGCCAUCCAGGGUCAGUACGACCAGCUGGGAGGAUCCUCUCAGGCUCAUGAUGGUGGUGUCGCCCCCGCUCUGAACUUCGCCUCCGCUGGUCCCGUCCAGAGGGUGAACGCCCAGAUCCCUCAGAACUCCUACCUGCCAUCGUCGGUGCUCCGUCGUCUGCGUUUCUAAGAAGGCUACGUCUUGGACUCCAUUAACUUAAGCAUAUCUCGACUGAAGAACUCAUUCUUCUUGUUACACGUUGUUGACUAAUGCAUAAUUACACCAAUAAAUUUGAAAUUUAAAUACGAAAAAUCAAA